AUGGAAAGAAUUCCACAAAAGAUUGCUGUUAUGAGUGGAAAGGGUGGUGUUGGUAAAUCUAGCAUUUCUAUACUACUAUCAACCAUACUUAGCGAAAAACACAAAUGUUUAUUACUUGAUUUUGAUUUGUGUGGACCAAGCUGCUUUUCAUCUUUAAAUGGAAAGGGAGAAGUAAAAAAAGCCAAAAAAGGCCUAACACCAAUUCAAAUUACAAAUAAUUUGUAUGUUUUAUCAAUGGGUUCGAUGAUAAAACCGGAUGAUGCUGUUAUUUGGAGAGGCCCAAAAAAGCUUAGUUUAUUAAAUUUGUUUUAUGAUUCAAUAGAUGACUUCGAUUUUGUAAUAAUUGAUACACCUCCCGGCGUUAGUGAAGAACAUGGUUUUUUAAUAGAUAAAAAUAUUUAUAGCUUAAUUGUUACUACAUCACAGAAUGUAGCAUUAAGUGAUACAGUAAAAGCUAUAGAUUUUUGUAAAAUUAAUAAUAUUAAAAUCUUGGGUAUUAUAGAAAAUUUAAGUGGAUAUAAAUGUAACUGCUGUGGUCAUAUAACAAAUAUAUUUGCUUCAAAAGGUGGUCAACAAUUAAGCCAACAUUAUUUAAUUAAUUUUAUAGAAAAAUUACCAAUAGAACCACUUUUUGGAGAGUUGUUAGAUACUAAAGAGUUUAUUUUAAAAUAUCAGGAAUUAAAAACAUAUAAAAUAUUAAAAAAAUGGAUAAAUAGAGAAAACUGGACCUUUUAA
This is a messenger RNA of Vairimorpha ceranae, 735 nucleotides long. Its product is annotated as nucleotide binding protein 2 (nbp 2). The record is from RefSeq and is a predicted model, not a curated record. Gene Ontology annotation, biological process: iron-sulfur cluster assembly. Gene Ontology annotation, cellular component: cytosol. The coding region runs from base 1 to 735 and encodes 244 amino acids. Lineage: Eukaryota; Fungi; Microsporidia; Nosematidae. The transcript has a single exon. Gene Ontology annotation, molecular function: iron-sulfur cluster binding; ATP binding; ATP-dependent FeS chaperone activity.